Racocetra fulgida is the source of this 689-nucleotide messenger RNA. The record is from the annotation of a GenBank genome assembly. Lineage: Eukaryota; Fungi; Glomeromycota; Glomeromycetes; Diversisporales; Gigasporaceae.
AUUCUGAAGAAACGGAUGAGGAUAUUUGUUCUGAAGAAAUAGAAAAUUUUCAAUUAGAUGACUCAAGUGAUGAAGAUAUUAUGGGUGAAGAGUCUAAAGACAUUAUGAAAAUUUCUGAGAUGGCUGUAAAUAAUUCCUUAUCUGAUGAAACUGUUAAUGCAACAAAACUUUUCAUUAAAUCAAUUGGAGAGCAACAAGGUGAAGCACUAGCUGUUAGAAAAUAUACUCAAAAACGGGCUGAUGGAAAAAUAACUGUUAGUUAUGAACAAAAUGAUGUUGUUCUUUUUUCAUUCCAUUAUUCUUAUGAUCAUCUUUAUGCUGCUUAUAAUUCAUUGCAUCCUGAAAAGCUCGUUAAAAGUCGUAUAACUUUUCAAAAAAUUUGGAAAAAUGACACUGAGCUUAGUAAGGUAUUAAUUAGAAAACUAUCCAAGGACAUUUGUGAUGAAUGUAGUCUAUAUAAAUAUGCAUUAAAAGAAAGUGUUAAUGAAACAGAUGAAAAUAUUGAUACACAAUUGAUAGCACAUAUAUCAGACUAUUGGGCAAUGAGAGAUAUAUAUGAAGAUGAUAUUAAAAAAGCAAAAACCAGUGAUCAUUCUUCAUUUCACGUUUUUUCAUUUGACUUUUCCCAAAAUAUGGAAUUACUUCAUAACUCCAACAGCCCGGAAGUUGGUAUUAUUGAUCAUUGUUGA